This is a messenger RNA of Medioppia subpectinata, 1248 nucleotides long. Lineage: Eukaryota; Metazoa; Arthropoda; Arachnida; Sarcoptiformes; Oppiidae. The record is from the annotation of a GenBank genome assembly.
AUGUUUAAAACCGGAAAUUUUGAUAAAUUAUUGGAUCGGGCCACGAGUCUGACUAAUCUGGAGCCGGACUGGAAUGCAAUCCUCCAGAUCUGUGACACAAUCAGACAAAACGACGUUCAGCCCAAAUAUGCCGUAAACGCCAUUAAGAAGAAGUUGUACGCAACCAACCCUAACGUUGAACUCAUGGCUCUUCAGGUGUUGGAGUCGUGUGUGAAGAACUGCGGAUCCACUUUUCACGUGGAGAUAACGUGCAAAGCCUUUAUGGAAGAGUUGAGGGAAAUUGUGAAGAUGUCGGCCGACACGAAGGUAAGGGACGAAGUGUUGAAACUGAUUCAGGUGUGGGCGCACGCCUUCCGCAACGACCCGUCCCAUCGGGCAGUUCAGGACACCGUAAACCUAAUGAAGAUCGAGGGCUACAAGUUUCCGGUGCUUAAGGAGAGCGACGCCAUGUUUGCCGCCGAUUCGGCGCCCGAUUGGGCGGACGGCGAGUGCUGUAACCGUUGUCGCACUCAGUUCUCGAUGGUUCAGCGCAAACAUCACUGUCGCGCGUGCGGACAGAUCUUCUGUCAGAAGUGUUCGUCAAAGUUGUCGACGAUUCCCAAGUAUGGCAUCGAGAAAGAGGUUCGCGUAUGCGAUGACUGUUACGACAAAUUGAAUAAACCGGGCGUCAAGUCAGCCGCUGAUACGGCCGUUAAGGGAGUGUCCGGCGCGUCGGCCGAGUCGUCGCCCUAUUCCACAGCCAAACCCAAGUCUGAAACGACUAAAAGCGAGCGCGAGAUUCAAGAGGAGGAAGAGCUUCAGUUGGCGUUAGCGUUGUCUCAAUCGGAGGCCGAGUCUAAAGAGCAGAGUAGGAAUCGUUCGGCGUCUGUGCCCUGGAAUCCUGAUUAUAAGGGAUCCGCUCCCAAGUCUAAUAUGAAGUCCAACUCUUCGGCCAAGAAGUUGGACUCAUCUUUGAAAUCGUUGUCAAACAAUGAUGUGACGGAUCCCGAGCUCUCGCGUUAUCUGAAUCGCGACUAUUGGGAAAACAAAGCUCUGAAUUAUAAUAUGGAAGAUUUGGACGCCAUUAGGCCGACGCCCAGCGCUCCACAGCCGCAGCCAAUACUGAAUUUGAAACGCGUGAACGUAUUGGCAAACAUGAGUCCCGAUGUGAGCAAACCUAAGGAGAAGAUGGAGAACGGAAUCGACACCGAAAUGGAUUCGUUUCUCGUGUCGUUGAAGUCGGCGAUCGAGAUAUUUAUCAACAGAAUA